Acanthamoeba castellanii str. Neff is the source of this 528-nucleotide messenger RNA. RefSeq lists its product as uncharacterized. The annotation marks the transcript as partial. The transcript has 5 exons. The record is from RefSeq and is a predicted model, not a curated record. Lineage: Eukaryota; Discosea; Longamoebia; Acanthamoebidae.
GCCCCUCACUGGGGUUGCUUGCGUCACAACGCCGAGAUCAUCGAGCGGGUUGAGGGGAAGCUGCACGAGCAGUGCCGACACUACAUCAAGCUGCUUCGCGAAACAUGCCACGAACUGGCACUGACGCACGGCAAGAUGGAGCAAGCGCUGCUCCCUCUUCGCACGACUCUGCGACUCGCCGCGGCUAAAGGAGACGAGAUGAUGGGCCAAGCGCCCGUCACCAACACCCUCACCCUCGCUCAGGCUGUCUCGCUGGCUGAGGAGCUCGUGGAGAUGUACGCGAAGGAUCUGCACCUCAAGCGGCUCAUUGUGGACGACGUGGUAGCCCAAGCCAACCGGGACGUGCUCAUUGUCUACCUCACGUCGUGGGAAAUGAUGCCCUACGUGGACAAGCGGCGGCAGAGCGAGCUGUUCGACAUGCUCACCCCACCGGCGCCUCUCUUCCAUCCCAACUCUUCGCCCUCUCCGAACGCCACACCACCGCGAUUGUCUUCCUCGUCCUAUGAAGACGACGAUCCCUACGCCUGA